Molecule: messenger RNA, 1671 nt
Organism: Knipowitschia caucasica
Lineage: Eukaryota; Metazoa; Chordata; Actinopteri; Gobiiformes; Gobiidae
Source: the annotation of a GenBank genome assembly
AUGGCCGGGCACUGGCGUGAACGAUACAAGGUUUGUGCGAUGGGGGGAUCCAAGAGCAAGUCGAAGGACGUGGGCCAGCGCACGCGCAGCCUGGAUGGCACCCUGGGCUCUGGGCUGGGAGGACCCUCUCUGAGCUCCACACAGACCUCCACUAUCCCCACCCGCUCCCCCACCAUCGAUGGAGGCCUGGGCUCACAACACCUCAGCGGAACCUCAGAUAUCAAACUGUUCGGAGGAGUGGACACCAACAACAUGACGUCUCCUAACAGGUGCACAAUAGCAGGUGGAGUGACGACAUUUGUGGCUCUGUACGAUUACGAGUCCAGAACAGCUUCAGACUUGUCGUUCAGGAAAGGAGAGCGGCUGCAGAUCGUCAACAACAUAGAAGGCGACUGGUGGCUGGCGCGGUCCCUCACCACGGGAGAGAGCGGAUACAUCCCCAGUAAUUAUGUGGCUCCAUCGGACUCCAUCCAGGCAGAAGAUCACCUCAGACUAAUCCUAGAGUCCAGAUGGUUCUUUGGUAAAAUAACUCGUCGCGAUUCAGAGCGACUGCUGCUAAACCUGGAGAACAGACGAGGGACGUUUUUAGUGAGAGAGAGUGAAACCACCAAAGGUGCCUACUGUCUGUCUGUGCUGGACUACGACAACACCAAAGGGCUGAACGUGAAGCAUUAUAAGAUCCGCAAACUGGACUCAGGAGGAUUCUACAUCACCUCACGCACACAGUUCCUCACACUGCAGCAGCUCGUCAACCACUACCGCAAGCAUGCAGACGGCCUGUGUCACAGCCUCUCAGACAUCUGUCCUGUGCUCAAGCCUCAGACUCAGGGCUUGUCCAAAGACGCCUGGGAGAUCCCUCGGGAGUCUCUGCGCCUGGACCUCAAACUGGGACAGGGCUGCUUCGGAGAGGUUUGGAUGGGUACAUGGAACGGCACGACGCGAGUGGCCAUUAAGACUCUGAAGACGGGCACCAUGUCUCCGGAGGCUUUUCUGCAGGAGGCACAAGUCAUGAAGAAACUGCGACAUGAAAAACUAGUGCAGCUCUAUGCGGUGGUGUCAGAGGAACCCAUUUACAUAGUUACAGAGUACAUGGGCAAAGGGAGUUUACUGGACUUCUUGAAAGGCGACAUGGGUAAAAUGCUGCGUCUGCCUCAGCUGGUGGACAUGGCUUCGCAGAUUGCCUCAGGGAUGGCGUACGUGGAGAGGAUGAAUUAUGUGCACAGGGACCUGCGAGCUGCUAACAUCCUGGUGGGAGACAACCUGGUGUGUAAAGUGGCGGACUUCGGCCUCGCACGGCUCAUCGAGGACAACGAGUACACGGCAAGACAAGGAGCGAAGUUCCCCAUAAAGUGGACGGCCCCUGAGGCUGCGCUGUACGGCCGCUUCACCAUCAAGUCUGAUGUGUGGAGCUUUGGAAUCCUCCUCACAGAACUGGCAACGAAAGGACGAGUGCCGUAUCCAGGCAUGGUGAACCGUGAGGUGCUGGACCAGGUGGAGCGGGGCUAUCGCAUGCCCUGUCCCGCAGAGUGUCCCGAGUCCAUGCACGAGCUCAUGUUGACGUGUUGGAGGAAGGAGCCGGAGGAGCGCCCCACGUUUGAGUACCUGCAGGGCUUCCUCGAGGACUACUUCACCUCCACGGAGCCACAGUACCAGCCGGGGGAGAACCUCUAA